This is a messenger RNA of Musa acuminata subsp. malaccensis (wild Malaysian banana), 5820 nucleotides long. Lineage: Eukaryota; Viridiplantae; Streptophyta; Magnoliopsida; Zingiberales; Musaceae. The record is from RefSeq and is a predicted model, not a curated record.
CCUUUCUUUUCCUCUUAUUAUUUUCUUAGGGCAGAGCGAAACCCUAAGCUCCUCCGCCGCCCCGUCGUCGAGAUGUCAGCAACCGGCGCGGACACCAAGCCGGAGGAGGGGGAGACCGCUGCCGUGGCGCCCGCCGCUGGGGAGGUCCUAUACUGCGGGGGUACCAACUGGGACAUGCUGGGCCGGAUGGGGGCCCCCAAUGCUGCGAACCUCGUUUCCCCCACCAGGCUUCGCCCGCUCGUCGGCGUCGACAUUCGCUUCGUGGCAUCUGGUUGUAGACGGAUGUGCGUUGUCCUUAUUUCAAAACGCUUGUUCUCCCCCCCCAGGCUUCGCCCCAACGCUGCCGUGACUCUUUUCUCUCCUUUUACCCAUAUUUCAAAACGCUUGUUGUCCUUAUUCGGAGAAAACGACGCCAAAAAGGCUCCGUCCACAGUGAUACAAAGGACGUUUAUGAUGCCUUUAAAACUUUUCAUUUUUAGAAGAGUUUUUAACUUAAAAUUGAAGAAUAACUUAGAGUGAAUAUUUUAUGGUUUGAUAUUUGAACUUAUAUACAAUGCAGCGUGUUAUUUGUUUUUUUUACAUCUCUAACCUAUACCUUGUCCCGAAGUGAAGAACUCAAUGCUUCAUUUCUGGUUGCGGUCAGAUGGAGAUAUCAUUGUGUGGACCAUGAUGUCAGAAUACUUGCUACUCAGUUUUUUACUAUUCCAUCAUGGAGAUAUUGUGACUUAAGACUUGAGCGGUGCAAUCUUAUGAAGACCAUGAUGUCAGAACAGGACGAAGGCGCGGGUGUUUGAAUUCACCAAUCCACGUCAACUCUGCCAGUCCGUUCUCCUCCGUCUCCUCCAUUCCCAUCUUCGCCGCCGACGGGCCAUCCGAGCCUCUGCCUUCUCAAUCAGAUCCAUCUGACGAUAAUGCUGAUUAAUUGUUCCCACUGCCACACCCUGCUGCAGCUACCGCCGGGGGUGUCGUCCGUGCGAUGCACCAUCUGCAAGUCCAUCUCCUACGUGUCCAAUUCUUGGGGCGUCCCAGCGCCUCCGGAGGCUUCUCAUCCCCUUCUGCCUCCUGGCUCCCUCCCGCACCCAUCGCCAUCGUCGGGGCUAUCGCCGCCGCCGAAGUCGGGUGGCGGUGAGCUAAAGAACGCGGUGAUUUGCAGGGUCACGGAUCGGGAUGGCGGGGCUAUCGCCGCCACCGAAGCCGGGUGGUGGUGAGCGAAAGAUAGCCCCGCCGCCGAAGCCGGGUGUCAGUGAGCGAAAGAAAGCGGUGAUUUGCGGGGUCACGGAUCGGAACACGCCAAACGAGCUUAUGGGGUGUAUAAAUGAUGCCAAGUGUAUGAAGUACCUCCUCAUCAAUCGCUACAGCUUCCCAAAAUCCAACGUCAUCAUGCUAACAGGUACUACUAUGAUCUUUCCUAUCACCAUUCACAACAACAGUUGAUCAAUCGGUCUCUCUCAAUUUGGUUCGUUUGGUUCCAGCCAUAAUCAUUGUGAGCAUAAUCCCUUAUAUAAGCUUCUGUUUCUGAGGUCUUUCCUAGAAAUUGACGUCAUCUAUACGAAGCAUGUUAGUGGACGUAGUUGUAAACGUGCAGUUUAUCUAGAGCUUAAACUCUGGAUUGGUUGUGGAUCUACCAGAUAAAUAUCAAUUACCCAGGUAAUUCGCUAUGCAGAUACCCGGUUCAUUAUUUCAAAAAAAGGGGAAAUUAUAGUUGAAUUGGCACCCCUAACAUGAAUGAUUAGAGCUUGUAAAUCUUCUUCCUCUGUUGGAUUUUUCAAGGAUUGCCUCUUGAUUGGUGGACUUAGCUAGGACAAUGGUGAAUGAAUAUUAAGAUGUUGCAUAUCAAAAGGAAGGGAAAAAGACAUGGGACUGGUGCCUAUGAACUGAAUCAUGAGUUGCGAUCAUAGAUCGGAAUGCCCAGAGAGCUAGUAGAUAAUUCCAUGAAUCAGAAUGUUUAUCAUUAGUUUAUAACAAAGGAAGAAUUUGUUCAAAGAGAUGCUUAUGGCCGUGUAUGUAUGUUCAUCACUUCCAUAAUCUUGAUUCUUUUUCAACCAUUAUGGCAUCAGAUUGAUAAUUUUGUGCAGCAAAGCAAUCCAUAAUCUUUUUUUGGUAAGUACAAAGCAAUCCAUAAUCACUUUAAGUGGUGAAUAAAGCAGCUUUUUUCAUUAAUUUUGCAAAAGAUAAUUGUGCUUUUCUUGGCACAUCUGCUUUGAUGCAAAGAUGAGUAUUGUAGACUAUCUUGCUUCGAUGACAUUUAAGCCCAUUUUAAACUUUAUGGCAUAUACAUUUUCAUUGUAAUUUUUAAAUAGAAACCUGUACUUGUUAAGCCAGUUCCUACUUGUCACCUGGAAUUGUUGUAUCCUUGUUUCCUAAGAUAUGAGAUUCUUCGAGCGGUUGAAGUCUAUCACAACAAGUAGAAAAAGUUAAUGGGUCCUAGUUCGUUAUGUUAAUGGGUCAAUGCAAUGGUGUAGUCUUCUUUGAUGCAUGCUAGAGAAAGAAAUGGCAUAUUGAUGGAAGAAAAAUCUCACACACCAAUGUCAAAGAAAUCGAUAAACCGUCAGAAGAUGUUUCUCAAUGUCAGUCAAAUAAAGCAAAACAGAUGUAAAACAUGUGCAUAAUCAAUGACAACAGAAGACACUUCAAGUGCAAGAGAGAAGGUACACAUUACGGAGAAAAAGGUUUUGCAUAAAGACGAGCAUUAAAGUAUGUUCUGUAUGGACAAUUACCGCAACUUGUCUUUCUCUGCUCAGACGAGCGUUAAAGGAUGUUCUGUGCUUGAAGAUGUAAAGUGGAUGCUUCUGAAGUGGUGUCCUCCGAAUGCUAAUGCUGUUAAAGUAUGUUCAAUGGGCUGUUGCUUCUGGUGUUUGGAACGUGACACCACUGACUUCGUGGUAGGGUGUUUAAGGGAGGUUUUUGGUUCACGGGAUGAAGAGUGCAGUGUGGACGUUCCUCUUAUGUUGCGGCGAGAGGCUGUUGUUCAGCAUUCUGUCUUCAGUUUUGUCUCAAUACAAGUUAAUCUUCUAAGAUUGCUGGUUGAUGAUGUCUUCCGUUCAAACAAAUGUCUGAGUCUGCGGUCUAAAAAACGCUGCAGCACUGCUAGAUGAAAUGAAGCUCUUGGGUGAAGUUCCAAGCAAGCCAAGUGCAAGAAAGGUGUUAAAUUCUGAGCUUUGGCAUGCCUGUGCUGGACCACUUGUAUCAUUGCCUCAACCUGGCAGCCUAGUAUACUAUUUUCCACAGGGACACAUUGAACAGGUGACUUCUUCGACUAGAAAAAUGGCAAACUCACGGAUUCCUUCCUACACAGAUCUCCCAUCUCAAUUUAUGUGCCAAGUUCGCAAUGUUACACUACAUGCUGACAAGGAGACGGAUGAAAUAUAUGCUCAGAUGACCCUUCAGCCAGUAACUUCUGAAAAUGAUGUCUUUCCUAUUCCAGAUCUAGGUCAUACUAGAUGUAAGCACCCAACUGAGUUCUUCUGUAAGAUUUUAACUGUAAGUGAUACUAGCAAACAUGGUGGAUUCUCAGUACCUCGAAGGGCUGCUGAAAAGCUAUGUCCACAGUUGGAUUAUUCAAUGCAACCUCCAAAUCAGGAACUUAUCGUCAGGGAUUUGCACGAUAACUUGUGGACAUUUCGACACAUCUAUCGUGGACAGCCGAAGAGACAUCUUUUGACCACUGGAUGGAGUCUGUUUGUGGGUGCAAAAAAGCUUAAAGCUGUUGAUUCUGUUUGUUGGUUCAGGUUCCAUUUUAACUUUUGGAAAAAAAAAUCAUCACCAGAAACUAAUGAAAUGUGUAGUGCAUGCAGGGAUGAGAACUCGCAGCUACUCUUGGGUGUUAGAUGUGCCAACCGUAAACUAACAGCCCUGACAUCAUCUGUACUUUCCACUGACAGUAUGCAUAUUGGUGUCCUUGCUGCAGCAGCUCAUGCUGCGGCAAGUAGGAGCCCAUUCACUGUGCUCUAUAAUCCUAGAGCAUGUCCUUCUGAGUUUAUAAUUCCUAUGACCAAGUAUCAUAAAGCUGCAUAUACCCAGGUAUCAAUUGGGAUGAGAUUUGGCAUGAUGUUUGAAACUGAGGUGUCAAGUAAACGCAGAUACAUGGGCACAAUUGUAGGUAUCAGUGAUUAUGAUCCUGUCAGAUGGCCUAAUUCAAGGUGGCGAAACCUGCAAGUGGAAUGGUAUGAACAUGGUUAUGGAGAAAGACCUGAUAGGGUCAGCUUAUGGGAAAUUGAAACCCCAGAAAGUAUUUUUGCAUUUCCUAAUGUAACUUCAAGUUUAAAAAGACAAUGUCUUCCUGGAUAUGUAGGUCCUGCAAUAAACAAUCAGUUUGUAAAUUUGAACCCAUUUACAAAUCCAACUGAAGAUGGAAAUGUCGACACACAGCACUUCUUCGCUGGUUUUGGGUCAGAAAAUUUUUCGAGGCUUCUUAACAAGCCUUGUAAUCCUAAUUGUGAUGGCCUGCUUGGACAUCACCAGUCCAUAUAUGCCGGUAUUUUGCAGAAUGUUAGAAGCUGUGAACUCUCAAGAAGUUUCUCAGUUAUGCCAGCACUGCAUACAAUGGGAAGUUCUACUCAGCGGGAAGUAGUCACCACAGCAGCAAUGCAGCAGAAACAACAUUUCUCUACAGCUGAAAAUGCUGCAACUUCCUCUGCAGAUUUAUCUUCGAUGGCAAAUCCCAACAAUUUUGAGCCCACAGAGACAUUUCAGCUCUCUUGCAUUUCGGAAUCUGGAACACCCCAGUGCAUCACAACAGAUAUUCAAGAAUAUUUUGGCACACAAUUAAACUCUCUAGGUGAUGAGCUGCUUGUCCAAGGCAUCCUUUCAUCUGAGGUUCACGACUUGGAUGUUCAAGGAGACUGCACUGUGUUGCAGGGUGUAUCUAACUCAUAUGGGAUAAUGGACUUGCUCGAGGAGUGUAACAACCAGGGUGAGACAAUUGGCAAUCUCCAUCUUGACCCUAGCAAUGAAAGCAUGGAUAUGGGCCAUGUUCCAGGUGCAGUCAUGGACGGCCUCAGUCCAAUAGGUUCUUCCAGGUUUCAAAUUCCUUCUGUGAUGCCAGUUUGUAAUUUCACUUCAAAUCAGGAAUCAGUGUCUCACAUUACUUCAACAAGAAUGACAGACUCAGUAUUCUCGCUACAAGACGUCCCUGACAGCUCUGCAGGUACAUCAUCUGCCAUCAUAGCUAUGAAUGAUUGCAGCUUAUACCAAGGUUCCCGGAAGCAAGCAUGUCAACAACCUUUAAGAACAUACACUAAGGUUCAAAAAGUAGGAUCUGUUGGAAGAUCAAUUGAUGUAACACGCUUUAGUAAUUAUUAUGAAUUGAGAUCUGCAGUCGCCUGCAUGUUUGGAUUAGAGGGACAACUGGAUGAUCCACGUGGUUCAGAAUGGAAGCUUGUUUAUAUUGAUUACGAAAAUGAUGUUCUUCAGGUUGGGGAUGAUCCUUGGGAGGAGUUCAUAAACUGUGUCAAAUGCAUCAGAAUUCUAUCACCUUAUGAAGUGCAGAAGAUGAGCCAGGAAGGCAUGCAGCUGAUGGAUGGUUUUGCAUGUACCAUCAAGUAGAAGGAAAGGCACCUCUCGAGACAUUGCUCGCGAUAACCAUGCAACUCGGAGAAUGAAGCAAAGACAUCUAAUGUUUCCCAGUGAACUAUUUGUAUUUUUUUUCUCUCCCCUCCAUGUUGUAUAUUAUUUGCUCUUUUUCGUUCAAGUGAGAAAAUGUUAUGUUUAUUGAAAAGCUUCAUGUAAUGAAGCAUAAAUCUCGCGAUCACUUGAAGCCCAUAAAUGAUGGAUAUUGUAUGGAAUGUAAAACCUAAAGGGUUUAAUUGGUGUGGGUUUUAG